GUCAACAAAGACACAUAUAACUCAGCAAAUUUGACCCAAGAAUCUCUCCCAUCUCCUCUCCUCUCCUCUCCUCUCCCUUCACUUCCUCCUUAUCUGUCGAUCUCCAACACCAGCACCCUUAUCACCUUCUCUGCUUUCUCUCCCACGCUCCUCCAGGCCAUGGAAACAGAGAGGCCAUACAAUUCACCAGCCACGCCGGAAUCAACACCUACAUCACCUCCUCCUCCUCCUUCCUUAAACUCCUCCCCAUCCCAUGAAUUCUCCUUUACCAUCUCUCUCCACCCUCCCACCUCUCUCUCAUCCAACUCUACCCCUCCUUUCAAGCUCACCAAACCCACCACUCCUAUCCCGCAACUCGACCUCUCCCCCGCCGACGAUAUCUUCUUUCACGGCCACCUCCUUCCCCUCCAACUCCUCUCCCACCGCCCCUCCAACGCCUCCAUCGAAACAGAGCACAGACUAAGCAAAACACCAGAGAACAAACCACAGAGCGCAAAAAGUCUCUUUGAAGGCGGCGCCUUCCCUUCCUCCAACGAAGAAGAACCAAAAGAACGCAGAAAGACAAAACCUUUCUCCCCCUUCUUCGCCCUCCGAAAAUGGCUAAGAGGAAACGAGGACAGAGAAGCAGAAAAACAGAGAAAAAAGAAGAAGAUGAAGUUGUUCGGCAGAUUAUGGAAGAAAUAUACGAGCUUGAUGGAACCGCUUCUCUUCUUCAAGGUGAUUAAGGAGAAGCGAGAAUUGCGACGGAGUUCGUACUCCUUCUCGGGCAACUGCAAUCCGCGGGACGGCGGUUGGCGGCGGCGUUGGAGAGGGGAUUUCUCUGCUCCGGCGUCGAUGCGCACAUCACCGGCGAACAGCGGGCUUCUUGUAGCGCCGACGAGUACGCUUUCUUCUUCCGAUGAGAGCACUAUGGAGGAGUUGCAGAAUGCCAUUCAAGCUGCUAUCGCGCACUGUAAGAGCUCUGCGGCUGUGAAGGAGGAUAAGUGUAUGCAUUAACUUUUAAGUGCAUUAAACCAUGCGUUAAGCACUUUAAACAUUAAUCAAUGUUUAAGAAAGAUUAAGUUUUUUCAAUAAUUAAUUGUAUAUUAAUCGCUUAAUAUUUUUUUCUUUUUUAAAUGGCAUAGAGCUUUGA
Messenger RNA from Phalaenopsis equestris, 1132 nucleotides. Its product is annotated as BRI1 kinase inhibitor 1. The coding region runs from base 160 to 996 and encodes 278 amino acids. Gene Ontology annotation, cellular component: plasma membrane. The transcript has a single exon. Lineage: Eukaryota; Viridiplantae; Streptophyta; Magnoliopsida; Asparagales; Orchidaceae. The record is from RefSeq and is a predicted model, not a curated record. Gene Ontology annotation, molecular function: kinase inhibitor activity.